AUGGCUACUCCAAACAUCAGAGUUCAUAUCACGUGCGCUCCUCCAAAAACUAUCAAAUGGAAAGCGGUGGCAGACUUGCUAGCAGCAUUCCCAGGAGAAGGAACUACCGCACUGCAUGAAGACCUUCCUGGGGAAUUUCCAGAAAUUUCUUUUAUCAAAGAGGAGGCGUGGAUAUUAUAUUUCGAUGGCUCUGCUACUCUUAGUAAUAAUACUGGGGGAGCGAGUAUAGUUUUAGUGUCUCCAACAUGCGAAGUUUUCUCACAUUCCUUCAAGUUGGACUUUCAGUGCACCAACAAUUCGGCAGAAUACGAAGCUUUCCUUAUAGUAUUGUCACUAGCCAAACAAGCAGGAGCCACACACCUGGAAGUAAGAGGCGACUCUAAGUUGCUGGUCAAUCAGAUGAAUGGGGUCUACCCACUCAAGGAGGUAACGCUGGCCCCCUAUAGAUCUGAGGCGCAAAAGCUAUUGAAAUACUUUGCCGAUGCGACCAUAACCCAUAUUGGCCGCAAUAACAACAAACACGCCGAUUUCCUAGCCACAUUGGCCUCGAUGCUUCAAUUCGAAGGUUUAGAAGAGACUUUGAUCAUGAGGAGACAGACUGUAGCGUCAACAUGGCUCGCACAAUCUAAAGAUGCUGAAACUGACGACUGGAGGACUCAAAUUAUUCAAGAGCUAAACAGUUCACUCUCCCAAGGAAAGGUACGAGAGUUGCUCGAAGAAUAUGGAAUUAAACAGGUCUUAUCCACCAUAUACUACCCCCAAGGGAAUGGGCAAGCCGAAAGCACCAAUAAAACCUUAAUUCGUAUUCUCAGUCGAACAGUGCAUGAUCAUCCCAGGACAUGGCACGAACAACUACCAAUGGCAUUGUGGGCAUAUCCGACGACACCUAGGAGUUCUACCUGUGUUUCUCCUUACUCACUCUUCUACGGUGCAGACGCGAUUCUCCUAGCAGAGAUUAAAAUCCCAUCAACUAGAAUUGUCGCAGCAAGUGGGGUACACUGGAAUGAAGCCGAAGCAUUGAGCUCCAUAAUUGCCGAGUUGGACACCCUAGACUCCUGGAGAUAG
Molecule: messenger RNA, 1065 nt
Organism: Papaver somniferum (opium poppy)
Lineage: Eukaryota; Viridiplantae; Streptophyta; Magnoliopsida; Ranunculales; Papaveraceae
Exons: 2
Coding region: 1-1065 (354 amino acids)
Biological process (GO): DNA integration
Molecular function (GO): nucleic acid binding; RNA-DNA hybrid ribonuclease activity
Source: RefSeq, a predicted model, not a curated record